Molecule: messenger RNA, 339 nt
Organism: Protopolystoma xenopodis
Lineage: Eukaryota; Metazoa; Platyhelminthes; Monogenea; Polystomatidea; Polystomatidae
Source: the annotation of a GenBank genome assembly
GUUCUCUUUCAGCUCUUAGCAGCUACUCAUGCCGUUACUCCUGACCGUCAGCCCUUCAUUCCAUUCCUGACUGCCACAAAUUAUCACUAUUAUGCCAUUUAUUUCAUUCUUCUGAUACUAUCAUUUAAUUUUACCUGCCUUUUCUAUCCUCCUAUCCUGUGGCUCGACCUGAAGCCCAUAAUCAUGUACCUUGCAUGCACUCUGAUGCAUCUUACCUUGGAGCAGUCGCUUGCUGCAGCAACGAUCAACGCCGCUUAUAGUAUUAAUCUUUCCCACAAAGUCGGUGGCAUUGCCAUCGGCCGCCAAGCUGACCUACUAAUACUCGAUUGCGAACGGUAA